UUUGUAUUUAUUUCGUUCCUUAUCUGUACGUACAAAAAUACCACAGAUUUAAUGCGUUCAUUUUAGAAAUGCUUUCAAAUUGUAAACUACAGAAAAAUUGUUCCGUGUAUUUUAUUUCAUUUCCUAUUAACUAGCUUUGGAAUACCUUGGAAAAAAUCAGCAUAUGUUACUCAUGGCAACUUCUAGGAAUUUUAUGAAGACGCUUUUAAUUUUACUUUUGUGCUUCUCAUGGAUAAAGGCCCAGUGUCCAUCUGAUCCCAAAACAAUAGAGCCAUGCCAGUGUACCAGUUCUUUACCAGGGCAAGAAGAACUCGUUUGCAACGGCCCAAUAGGCUUGGUACGACUGACCACAGUCCUUAGAAAUGAAAUGUGCGGCAGAACUAUAGGCAAAUUUAAAUUGACCUUGUCGGACAUCGAAUAUCUGCCCAGCAAUCUCUUUUUCAAAAUCAUCGUUAGAGAUAUUCAAAUUUCUUUCACCUAUAUCAGCCACUUCACGAAGGCCGGUCGCUCGGCUUUCUUUGGUCUGGAACCGUAUCUACAGUCUUUGUCCAUGAGACGAGGAAAGCUUGUGGAUGAUCUGGACUGGCAAAAGAUCGGGGAUCUUCAUGCUCUCACGUAUCUGGACCUCUCUUUCAACAAUAUCACUCGAAUACCCCUCGACUGGUUCGACCACCCUCCACCGAAUCUGCUUUCUCUCAUACUAAAAGGAAACAAGAUCAAGACUUUGGAAAGCGGUUCAUUGAGUCACAUGCAUGAAUUGAUAGAACUGGAUUUGUCUGACAAUCAAAUUCAUUCGGUCACGAGAAAUUUUUUUUCGUGGCCAGGGAACGCAAUGAUAUUUCUCAGACUCAAUGACAAUCAAAUCAAAACUCUGCCGAUGGACAUAUUCGAUGAAAUGAUGGGCUUGCGCAGAAUUUACUUGGAUAACAACCAACUUGAAAGUAUACCUGAAGAACUUUGGAGUCCUAUUUGGACAGAUCUAGAGAUAUUAGACUUGAGAGGAAAUCCACUCAAUUGCAAUUCCACUUCAGUGGAUUGGAUUGCAGCAUUGCGGCCGCCGCUUCACUUAUAUGGAUCGUGCCAGAUGCAUUUAGUUCACUGAACAUAUUAUUAUGAUAUCUGUAGUUUUUGCAAUAUUUUUAGAAUAUAUAUUCAUCCAUUUUCGUCCCUUUUAUCGCUUCAAUGAAACAUCUUUUUUAUAAUUCAACAUUUAUUCGAAUUAAAAAUUACGCUUUUUAUGCUUUUA
Molecule: messenger RNA, 1246 nt
Organism: Argiope bruennichi
Lineage: Eukaryota; Metazoa; Arthropoda; Arachnida; Araneae; Araneidae
Product: chondroadherin-like protein
Exons: 6
Coding region: 164-1102 (312 amino acids)
Cellular component (GO): plasma membrane
Molecular function (GO): protein binding
Source: RefSeq, a predicted model, not a curated record